Molecule: messenger RNA, 873 nt
Organism: Adineta ricciae
Lineage: Eukaryota; Metazoa; Rotifera; Eurotatoria; Adinetida; Adinetidae
Source: the annotation of a GenBank genome assembly
AUGGCAAUACCAGAUAUUGUUUGCUUUUGGCUUCUUUUAAUCUUUGGAAUUCCAUCUAUUAUGUGUUAUAUUUUCAAUCUUUAUUAUUUUCUCAUGGAUCGAACACUACGAAAAGGUCUUCACAAUCAUGUCAUUAUUCUCAUUCAUUUUUUCGGCCUUCUGUAUAUGGCUACUGAUUUUAUCUGGUUCAUGCACUAUUAUCGUAAUCAUUCAGCGCUAGUAUCAUCACCCAUAUUUUGUCUCAUAUGGGCAUGGGUAGAUUAUACGUUACCUCCCUCAAUAACAAUUCUGAUGGCAUGGGCAUCAGUUGAACGACAUAUUCUCAUUUUUCAUCAAAACUUAACUGCAACGUCAGUUAAAUGCUUUAUUUUUCAUUAUUUCCCAUUGAUUCUAUUUGGUAUAUAUCCAUCCAUUUUUUAUUUUAUUAUGUUUUUCGUUAUGCCAUGUGAGAUUUCUUACGAUUAUAGCCUAAAUAUAUGCGGACUUUUUCAUUGCUCAUAUAGUCAGUCAACAUUAGCUAUGUGGGAUAGUAUAGUUGACUUAAUUACACCAGGUUUUGUGAUUGUCAUUUUCAGUCUAUUACUUAUUGGCCGUGUAUGGUACAGCAAAUAUCGAAUGGGCCAACAGUUUCAAUGGAGAAAUUAUAUUUUAUAUACAGCUUAUACAGCUGGCCUAUCACGCGAUGUGGGUGUGGAGUUUUUCUUAGUUACUUUAUUUUUCUCUUACUUUGUAACAUUAUUUAUUCCUUUUGUAUCGAUGGCUGCAUUACCUGAACUUCGGUCGAAAAUGCGAAAGAUUAUUCCGUCGACUCGACGACAAAGAAACGCUAUUGCUCCCACAAUAACAGCAGGAGCUCGUCUGGCAAAUCAAUGA